Messenger RNA from Jaculus jaculus (lesser Egyptian jerboa), 1033 nucleotides. RefSeq names its product coiled-coil-helix-coiled-coil-helix domain containing 6 (gene Chchd6). The record is from RefSeq and is a predicted model, not a curated record. The coding region runs from base 89 to 841 and encodes 250 amino acids. The transcript is spliced from 8 exons. Gene Ontology annotation, biological process: cristae formation; DNA damage response. Gene Ontology annotation, cellular component: MICOS complex; mitochondrion. NCBI's taxonomy places the organism in Eukaryota, Metazoa, Chordata, Mammalia, Rodentia, Dipodidae.
GAAAGCGUUGGGCGCUGCAAGGCGUCUGCCUGGUUGCUCUGGAGCCGGCUCGCGUGGCCGCCUGCCCGCCCCUUACCCGCCUCCUGCCAUGGGGAGUGCCGAGAGCGCUGAAUCCCGCAGAGUGUCCUUCGAGAUGGACGAGGAGGAGAGGGUCCGGGUGCUGCAGGGCAUCCGGCUGUCUGAAAACGUGGUGAACCGCAUGAAGGACUCCAGCCAGCCUUCAGCCGCACAGCAGCCCAUCCCUCCACCCACUACUCCUCCUCUUCCUCCUCCUCCUCCUCCCCCGCCUGCGUCUGGCCCCCCAGAAGCCACCUCCAAGGCCCCUCAGACAGACUCCAAAGUGCCCAGGGUGGAGAGCAGUGGUAGCCAGCAGCCCUCAAAGGUGAAGAAGGAUCUGACGAGGUUCCAGGAGGAGCAGGCUGCAGUCCAAGAUGAGCUGAUCCAGGCAGCAAAAUGGGAGAGAGAAAUGGCUGCGAAGCACUUGAAGGCAUCCAGGCCUCAGGAACGGGGCAGUGCUGGCCGAGAGCAGCCAUCCGAGCGGCUGGCCAGGGAGCUGGAGAACCGAGAGGCCGAGCUCAGCCACCGUGACACCUUUUAUAAGGAGCAGCUGGGGCGCAUUGAGAAGAAGAAUGCCGAGAUGUAUAAACUGUCUUCCCAUCAAUUCCAUGAGGCGGCUUCCAAAGCAGAGAGCACAAUCAAACCCCGCAGGGUGGAGCCCGUGUGCUCGGACCUGCAGGCCCAGAUCCUCCGCUGCUACCGGGAUCACGUGCGUGAGGUGCUGCUAUGUUCAGACUUGGUCAAGGCCUACCAGCACUGUGUGAGUGCUGCCCGCAAGGGCUGAAGAGCAGCAUCCAUCCUGAAACCUUGAGGAAGGGGCCAGUCAUGACCACAGCCCCAGGCAAUGGCCACUGUGUCCUUCUCAUCUCCUGCUGGGCACCACAUAUCCUUUUGAGCGUGGGGCUGCCAUGUGCUGAGGAAAAAGUAUGUCUUACUGUUGGAAAACAAAUAAAGCAGAUCUCUUUGUUUGCAGUCA